This is a messenger RNA of Protopterus annectens (West African lungfish), 1418 nucleotides long. RefSeq names its product clathrin light chain B (gene CLTB). Gene Ontology annotation, biological process: intracellular protein transport; clathrin-dependent endocytosis; clathrin coat assembly. Lineage: Eukaryota; Metazoa; Chordata; Ceratodontiformes; Protopteridae. The transcript has 6 exons. The record is from RefSeq and is a predicted model, not a curated record. Gene Ontology annotation, cellular component: clathrin coat of coated pit; clathrin coat of trans-Golgi network vesicle; synaptic vesicle membrane. Gene Ontology annotation, molecular function: structural molecule activity; clathrin heavy chain binding. Bases 216 to 905 code for a protein of 229 amino acids.
GACUGCACACUUGGCUUCACCCAUAGUUCUCUGUUUCCACUUUUCAAGCUCUGCUGACUCCACCUUCAGUACUGAUUUCUUCUGCAAACAGGAAGUAUUUGUUUGUUUUUUUAAGCCACAUUACAAGGGAAGUGUUUUGGGUUGUAGAACCUGUUUACUGGACAUCUAGGCUAUUAUUUCUUUAUAUCUUCCUUUCUCAGCAAAAUACAUGCAAGAUGGCUGAAGAUUUUGAUUUUUUUAACUCUGCAACUGGGAUUAGUGCUGCUGGAGAAGUGGACCCAGCUGCAGCUUUUCUAGCCCAACAGGAAAGUGAGAUUGCUGGGAUUGAAAGUGAUGAUGUGGGUUUUGGGUUUGGAGUCACAGAAAAAGAAGGAGGAUUCCUACAGCAUCAGGACAGCUAUGACACCUUCAAUAGUAAGGGAGCCACUAUGAAUGGAGACUUAUUUGAGGAGACUGAUGGGCCACAGGAUGGUUACUCUGCCAUAGCACAUACUGACCGACUGUACCAAGAGCCAGAAAGCAUCCGUAAGUGGAGGGAGGAACAGAAGAAACGCAUAGAACAUCUUGAAACUACUGCCAAAAAAAAUGAGACUGAAUGGCGGGAGAAGGCCAAAAAGGAGCUGGAUGAUUGGUAUGCACGACAAAAUGAGCAGCAGGAGAAAACAAAGAAGAACAACCGAGUCACGGAUGAGGCUUUCUACGAACAGCCCAACGCUGACGUGCUUGGAUACAUGGUAGCUGAAGAAGGCUUUGUGAAGGACAGCCACUCAAACAGUCCUGGUACAGAGUGGGAAAAGGUUGCCAGCCUCUGUGACUUUAAUCCUAAAGCCAGCAAGCAGACCAAGGAUGUGUCCCGUAUGAGAUCAGUGCUCAUUUCUCUGAAGCAGUCACCUCUGAUACGCUAGCAGGACAGUCCCAUGCAAUCCCCUCAAGUAUACAAGCACAACAAAGGUGUCAUCUGUUCAGUAUACCUAAAGACGCCUGCCCAGUGGGCAAGAUAAUUUUGGUUGCCUUUAUUCAUCUGCACCUGCAUCAGACUCAGACUCAUCACACAUCAGAAGAUGGAAGACUUUUGAUAUAUUGUGCCCAAACAGAUGGAGUUAUGUUUAAUACUUGCAUUAAUUUCCCCAACAAUAUUUUGUGUUCAUGAGAGACCAGCACAACACUACACUUUGUGCCAUACAUUUGUAGCAGAAAGGAAACAAAAAAAAAAAACCUGCAAGACAACAGCAUUUGUUUACUUAUUAUUUUCAACCACUUCAUUAUUGUUGCUGACCAGUACUUUUCUGCUGUAAUCUAGGGAAGUACUGAGAAAAGACAGCCUAUACUUGAAAUUAUAAAAUGCUUUUUGAAUUGAAAACCAGAUUCAUGUCUGAGUAAACCAGGCCCUUUCUGGUCAGAACUAAUGAAGAUAUCAA